AUGACAACUCCUGAAUAUUACCGAUGGUGGAGUAAAAGGAUCAAUGACAACAUCCCUAAGUUGAGAGAAGAUUGCGUUCAGUCUCUAGAGGAGUAUCUGCAGGUGGUUCCGUCAGAAUUGGAGAUCAUCAAACAAGACUUUGAAAAAAGGAGUUCAGAAUGGGGAAAGAAGAUAGAACAGCUGGAAGAGGAGAAUAUGCGUUUGGGACUAGACGUCGAUGUCCACAAGCUAGAAGCCGAGAAACUAAGGAAGGGAAAGAACAAGGCUGAGGAGGAUUUUGACAGUGUAAAAACGGAUUAUAAGAAGUUGCGAUUGUCGAUGAGGACUGCCGACUUAAAAGCUCGGGUGGCGGAGCUGGAAAAGUCACUUAACCUAUACCGUGGUCGCAACUCCACGAUCAAACUAAGAGCGAGCUUAAAUAAGAUCGAAGAACUAAAAGGAAAGAUAGAAGAGCUUGAGGACGCAUUGUACAAUUCUGAACUGCGAGUGGAGCUUCUUGAAAGGCAUAACGAACAGUACCAAGAGCAGUUCCAUCCUGCCCAAAAUCAGAUUAGAGAUAGAGAUUACAUUAUGGGACAAGUCAUUACUCAAGUACGAGAAGUAGCCGAUCAUCCGCAAACCUUAGCAGUUCAAGGCGAUGUGCUAAGUUUAAGUUAUGAAUUAGAAUCAAGCCGAGGUCGAGAGUUGGCUCAGCUCCUUAGGAGUGUUAAAACUUUGAGUAUAAGGGCAAAGCCGUAUAUGUAG
Gossypium raimondii (Peruvian cotton) is the source of this 744-nucleotide messenger RNA. RefSeq lists its product as uncharacterized. NCBI's taxonomy places the organism in Eukaryota, Viridiplantae, Streptophyta, Magnoliopsida, Malvales, Malvaceae. The transcript is spliced from 2 exons. The coding region runs from base 1 to 744 and encodes 247 amino acids. The record is from RefSeq and is a predicted model, not a curated record.